Pieris macdunnoughi is the source of this 591-nucleotide messenger RNA. NCBI's taxonomy places the organism in Eukaryota, Metazoa, Arthropoda, Insecta, Lepidoptera, Pieridae. The record is from the annotation of a GenBank genome assembly.
AUGUUAAUUCAAAAGGUUCGGCCGCUGUUUGCGGCUAUUUUAAGAUCUUCCUUUCAAGAGGAUUUCAAAUAUUUAUCACGCUCUAGCAUAGUAUACCAUAAAGCAGCAUAUGAAGGUGAUGGCAAGACAACAGUGCGUAUUAUCAAUCAGGAUCCCGAUCUCGGACUUAUUAUAGACUCAUACGGCACAUUUGGCUUUCGACUCAACAAUGGUCUUACUGUGCUGGGACCUAUGGCUAUAUUUCCAAGGACUGUCCUAUCUUGGCAAAUUCACAGUUCAAACAACAUCACAGCUGAUUCACUUACAUUGUUCAGAUUGCUUGAACCUAAAGUGGAUCUUGUGAUAAUAGGACUUGAAACAAAAGACCGUAAAGUGUUAAACUCCGUGUUCCAAGCAAGUCGUGAAGCAAAACUGAAUGUGGAGAUUUUACCAACUGAACAUGCCUGUGCAACCUUUAACUUUCUCAAUGCGGAAAGCAGGUCAAUAGCAGGUGCUUUGAUCCCACCGUUGCACAUUGAAGUGAAUGAAGAUGACAUGCUCAACAGCAAACUGCACUACGGAAACCUGUACAACCGUCGGGAUGACUUAUAG